ACAUUAUCAUAGGAGUAUUUCUUUUUCCUUUCCUUUUACUAUUUUUGUCCGCGUAGACAUCACUCAACCAAUCACAUCAAACCACGUAGUAUCCAAACCCUUUUUUUUCACUCCCACACACUUAUAAACGUGCGACACUUCCAACCUCACCAUGGAGUACCUAUAUAAUAUCCUACCUCCCUCUUCCGCCACAAUUCAAUGUUACUAGAACCUUCCCACAAGUAUAUCUCAAAAAUUUCCCAAAAAUGUCUCAUAUCUCAGAUUUCAAUUAACAUAAAACCCUAAUUCUCUCUCUCUCUCUCUCUCUCUCUCUCUCUUUUAUUUCUUCACCGAUUCUUUCUCUAUUCAAUCGAUCAAUCAAUGGCUAUCUAUCAGGGUCCUGGAUUCCGAUUCCACCCUACGGACGAAGAAAUCGUUUGUUUCUACUUGAAACGAAAACUCACCGGAAAUUUACCUUCGUGUUUUGAUCAUCUCGCCGUUAUCGAUAUCUACAAGUUCGAGCCCUGGGAUCUUCCAAGUUUGUCUAAGUUGAAAACUAGGGAUUUGGAAUGGUACUUUUUCACUGGGCUGGACAAGAAGUAUGGUAAUAGUAUCAGGACGAACCGUGCUACUGAUAGAGGUUACUGGAAGACUACUGGCAAGGAUCGUGUUAUCAAGAAUGGGGAGGUUACUGUUGGAAUGAAGAAGACUCUUGUUUAUCACUUGGGUAGGGCUCCACAUGGUGACAGGUCAAAUUGGGUUAUGCAUGAAUAUAGGAUGAUUGAUGAAUCAUUGGCAAAAGCUGGAGUGCAGGAUGCAUAUGUUCUGUGUAGGAUAUUUGAGAAGAGUGGUUCGGGGCCGAAGAAUGGGGAGAAAUAUGGGGCACCCUUUGUUGAAGCUGAAUGGGAGAAUGUUGUUGAAGGACAAGCGCUUCCUUUGCCGCCUGUUAACAACGAGGUUGUUUUGAAACAAGAAGUGUCUGCUCAUGCUCCUGAUGUCAAUGAAUGGGUGAACUCCUUGGUGGCUGUUGAUAAUGAACCUUUCAAACAACUGCCUGCUCCCGUUGAUGAUGAUUUUGUUGAAACCCUUGACCUUGAUCAGGAUCUUGAUACUAGUGACACAGUUGGAAGCGCUGAUCUUCCAUCAAACUACUGCUAUGGGGAGUCUAGUAACCUUCCUCAGUAUUCCCAAGCAUUUAUUAAUGAUAAUAAGCAAUUGGAAGCUGCUGUUGGUAUUUAUGAUAAUCAGGUUGAUCAACCUGAUAAUAUGGCUGAUCUAUAUGGUGUGAAUAUUGACUCAGUGCAAGAUGGAUACAAUGGUGAGACAACCCAUAAUGAGAAUCCUCUGAAUUUCAAUUUUACAUCUGAAGAUCCAGAUCUAUAUUUUGAUGCCUCUGCUUAUCUCACGGGUUUGGGUGAAGAUUUGGGUGAAGAGUACCUUGAAACUAAUGAUAUUAGGAAUCUUAACGAAGUUGUUCCCUCUGAGAUAGAUCCUUCUGUUGCAGCAAUGGUAGAUGAGUAUCUUACCUACCCUGAUGAAGAUAUUUCCAAAUAUAUAUGCUUCGAUUCUCCUAUGAAUGCAGGGAGUGAAAGCCUCAUUGCCAACUAUGGACAACCUUUGAUUGAUCAGAAUCUGGAGGGCGAAACCAAUGGUAGUUCCUUGCCAAACAAACAUCUUUUUGAAGCACAGUCUAGCAAUAAAGUUUUGCCAAACAACGAUCUUGAUGGAUCAAACUGGGUUUCAGAUGAUGCAAAUUAUUUUGUGAAGCAAGCCAAUAAAUAUUUAGCCCACAUACCAGCUCCACCUGCAUUUGCUUCAGAGUUUCCUGCUAAGAAGUUUGCUCUUGGGAUGCAUUCUGGAUCAGAGGCUUCCAGUUCAGCUCAUAUAGCUGCAGGUAUGAUCAGCAUAACAGACAUUACUUUUAGAGGCAACACAAUGGAUUGGAUGGUGGGCAAGAAUGGAGGUUUUAACACCAUAAUGUCUACUGGGUUUCCCCAACCUGAUGUUAACUCUCCUACUAUGGUUCCUCUCUCUGGCUUGAUCUGUAGCAAAACUGCACUUGUGUUAUCACAUGGUUGGCUUUUCUUAACGGGUUUCUCAGUUGUGAUUCUUUCACUCAGUUUCAAGAUUGGAUGCUUCAUGUAUACGGGUAAAUGACAAAUGCAAGGUUGGCUUCGAUAGAAUAAUCCGCAGUCAGUUAAGUAUGGUUUGUUUGAUGGCACUCAUUAAAUGACUUCCAUGACUUUGUAGAUUUAUUUACGGUAAUUUAGUCAUACCGAUUCAUUGUAACUUAAAUGUUUUUUUUUUUUUGGUUUCAAGAGUGCAAACAGAAUUAUUUGAUACAAUUAGUUAUACAUAUUAGUAACUAUUUACCUCAAUA
This is a messenger RNA of Trifolium pratense (red clover), 2359 nucleotides long. RefSeq names its product NAC domain-containing protein 53. The transcript is spliced from 6 exons. Lineage: Eukaryota; Viridiplantae; Streptophyta; Magnoliopsida; Fabales; Fabaceae. Gene Ontology annotation, biological process: regulation of DNA-templated transcription. Gene Ontology annotation, molecular function: DNA binding. The record is from RefSeq and is a predicted model, not a curated record. The coding region runs from base 361 to 2136 and encodes 591 amino acids.